CUUAAAAUCAUUUCGCUUGAAAGGCAACAGGAGCAUUGCAACACAUGUGCAACAUUAAAAUCAACUAAUCGUUAUAGUCAUAAUGCCAAAAUCUAAAAGAAACAAGGUUAUCUCCUUGAGCAAGACAACUAAAAAAGGAUUUGAGUUGAAGAAGAAUAUUGUGUCACAAGUGCAGAAAUGCUGUGAUGAAUAUGCCACAUUGUAUUUGUUUUCUGUAGAAAACGUGAGAAAUCAAAAAGUCAAGGAAGUUCGUGAAAAAUGGCGAACAAGCCGAUUCUUUUUUGGGAAAAACAAGGUAAUGGCACUAGGAUUGGGUAAGACUAAAGAAGAAGAGUACAAAGAAAAUUUACAUGAAGUUACGAAAAGGUUAAAAGGUGAUGUUGGUCUAAUGUUUACGAAUGAGCCAAGUGAAGUUGUGGAAAAAUGGUUCAAUGAUUUUUCUCAAGAUGAUUUUGCUAGAUCAGGAAACAAAGCCACAGAGACUGUCAUUUUGCCAGAGGGAGAGUUAGAUGUUAAUACAUUUCAACAUUCAAUGGAACCAAGUUUGAGGGCUUUGGGUUUGCCCACUACAUUAAAGAAAGGCAUAAUCCAUUUGACACAAGAAUAUAAAGUUUGUACUGAAGGAGAUGUGUUAACACCAGAACAGUGCCGAAUAUUAAAACUAUUUUCAUAUACUCUUGUUCAGUUUCACAUAGUAUUAAAAUGUGUAUGGCAUUCAAAUGGUAAAUUUUCAGAAUAUGAAAAUAAAGCAGACUGAAAUACAAAUUUCAUGUUUUA
This is a messenger RNA of Hydractinia symbiolongicarpus, 777 nucleotides long. RefSeq names its product mRNA turnover protein 4 homolog. Lineage: Eukaryota; Metazoa; Cnidaria; Hydrozoa; Anthoathecata; Hydractiniidae. Gene Ontology annotation, biological process: ribosomal large subunit biogenesis; ribosomal large subunit assembly; rRNA processing. The transcript has a single exon. Bases 83 to 757 code for a protein of 224 amino acids. Gene Ontology annotation, molecular function: RNA binding. The record is from RefSeq and is a predicted model, not a curated record. Gene Ontology annotation, cellular component: preribosome, large subunit precursor; nucleolus.